Messenger RNA from Aspergillus novofumigatus IBT 16806, 1073 nucleotides. Its product is annotated as putative mitochondrial phosphate carrier protein. Gene Ontology annotation, biological process: mitochondrial phosphate ion transmembrane transport. Gene Ontology annotation, cellular component: mitochondrial inner membrane. Lineage: Eukaryota; Fungi; Ascomycota; Eurotiomycetes; Eurotiales; Aspergillaceae. Bases 211 to 969 code for a protein of 252 amino acids. The record is from RefSeq and is a predicted model, not a curated record. The transcript is spliced from 3 exons. Gene Ontology annotation, molecular function: phosphate transmembrane transporter activity.
CCGAGAAGAAGCUUGAGGGCCUCAGCCUGUACUCUCGGUUCGCUUUUGCCGGUGCCGUCUGCUGUUCUGUCACCCAUGGUGCCUUCACUCCAGUUGAUGUGUAUGCUUAUCCAUCGGCUUCGGCUCUAGUGCCCAAUGUUCGCGACUUACUGACACUCCCACAGUGUCAAGACUAGGAUCCAGCUCGAUCCUGCCACCUACAACCGUGGUAUGAUUGGCGGUUUCCGUCAAGUCAUUCAAAACGAGGGCGCUGGCGCUCUCUUGACCGGCAUCGGGCCAACCUUCGCCGGUUACUUCAUGCAGGGAGCUUUUAAAUUCGGUGGUUAUGAGUUUUUUAAGCAGCGAUCUAUCAACGUUCUUGGUCUCGAAACGGCCCGUCAGAACCGUACUGCCGUUUACUCUGUCUCGGCCGCCUCCGCCGAGUUCUUCGCCUCUAUCGCUCUCUGUCCUCUCGAGGCUACACGUAUCCGUCUUGUCUCUCAACCUGGCUUCGCAAAUGGUCUGAUCGGUGGUUUCGGCAAGAUUUUCAAGAACGAGGGCAUUGGUGCUUUCUACCGUGGUUUCGGUCCUAUCCUCUUGAAGCAGGUGCCCUACACAGUGACCAAGUUUGUGGUUUAUGAAAAGGUCGCCGAGGCUGUUUUUGCUCGUCUUGACAAGUCCAAGCUGUCCAACAGCGCCCAGACUGGUGUUAACUUGGGAUCCGGUCUCAUUGCCGGUUUCGCUGCUGCCAUUGUCUCUCAGCCCGCUGAUACCAUGUUGUCCAAGAUCAACAAGACCAAGGGUCUCCCCGGUGAGAGCACCGUUUCCCGUCUCAUCAAGAUUGCUGGCGAGCUGGGUCUUCGUGGAUCCUUCGCUGGCCUUCCUACUCGUCUGUUCAUGAUCGGUGGUCUCACUGCUGGGCAAUUCGCCAUCUACGGUGACAUCAAGAAGGCUCUGGGUGCCACCAAUGGUGUUGAGAUCGCCAAGUAACGACCCAUUGAAUUUCAACAUUCACAUGGCUUAGAGAGAGAUAGACGUGACUACAAUAGACUGUAUAUAUUUGUCCUUUACAUUAAUGCGCUCCUCAUAAGGCU